AUGCUGCAGCAACUGUGGGCGGCAAGAUGCUCUUGGGAUGAACCCAUUCCAGUCGAACUUCUCGAGAUGUGGCGAUACUAUCACCGACAACUCCCGGAAAUUGAGAACGUAUCUAUCCCACGUUGGACUCAGAGCGGUCAUCACUCGCUCCAUCAAGAGCUGCAUGGAUUCUCCGACGCGUCAACCAAGGCGUAUGCCGCCGUAGUCUACCUUCGAGUCAUCGCUGUGGACGGUACCAUCACAGUCACCCUGCUGGCGGCCAAAUCCAAGGUCGCUCCGAUCAAGACGAUGACUGUCCCGCGACUCGAACUCUCGGCUGCUCUAUUGCUCGCCAGACUCCUGCAUUUUAUUUGCACAUCGCUCGAUCUAGACGCAAAAACCACACCAAUUCACUGUCGGACUGACUCCCGCAUCACCUUAGCGUGGCUGAGUCGCGCUCCAGCCUAUUGGAAAACCUUUGUGGCCAAUCGGGUCGCGGAGAUUAAAACGUUGCUCCCCAAUGCAAUCUGGCAUCACGUUUCCACGAACAAAAAUCCGGCGGACUGCGUGUCGCGCGGAAUAUCUCCCGAGGAGCUCGCGUCAAAUACCCUGUGGUGGUCGGGCCCCUCCUGGCUCGCCAAACCAGAAGAGCACUGGCCGACGAGCGACCAACAUCUACCACCCGUUACCGCUCUCGAGGAACGGUCACGUCACGCGGUAGUUCACACGACGACAGCU
Messenger RNA from Temnothorax curvispinosus, 717 nucleotides. RefSeq lists its product as uncharacterized. The annotation marks the transcript as partial. The record is from RefSeq and is a predicted model, not a curated record. NCBI's taxonomy places the organism in Eukaryota, Metazoa, Arthropoda, Insecta, Hymenoptera, Formicidae. The transcript has a single exon.